Molecule: messenger RNA, 2529 nt
Organism: Ruditapes philippinarum (Manila clam)
Lineage: Eukaryota; Metazoa; Mollusca; Bivalvia; Venerida; Veneridae
Exons: 4
Coding region: 378-710 (110 amino acids)
Source: RefSeq, a predicted model, not a curated record
GGUGUAAACAUUGUGUGGCUAGCACAUUUAAUAGAUUCUGUUUGAUUGUUACUGACGUAGGUUUGUAAUAAACUGAUACAUUUUUCUCUUAUUCAGUUCAUAAGAUUAUAAUUAAAGCCAUGGAAUAUAAACACAAGGAAGAAAUACCAAUGGGAUGAUCUAGAUGCUAAAUUGUUAAAUGCUUUGUUGGAGAAGAUAUAUUGAAGAUUAAUAAAAGAAAAAAGAACAGUGUUUUUUUAAAAACAUUUUUCAGAAACAUUACAUGAAAAAUAUUUACUUAAAAAUGGCGGCAAAUGGAUAAAUUGUUUCCGUGAUAUUGUUUUGUAUAAGGAUACUCGAAUAUAGCAACAAGAUUUACAAAUUACUGAUGGGACAGGAUGGCACGAAGUCCAAGGUUAUCAAGUUUACUCGACUCGAGUGGAAGUUUUGUGGAGGAAAGAAGUAAAACGUUUGUUGUGCCGAGUAGAAGGACGGGGAGUGCAGAUGGAGCGUCGGAGUGCGAGUUCACAAGCGGUCACGAUUUGGAAACAUUAGCGUCUCUAGUUAACACCAAGUUUGAGAAACGAGAAAGAAUGAUUAAAAGAGACAUGAGAGAAGAAAUUGAAAGAAGACUUGAGAGAGAUAAAAGACAUCACGAGGAAAUCAUUGCCACAUUAAGACGUGAUUUAUCACAACUCACUAAGAUAUCUCAAGAAUGUGACGGUGUCUGAAGGACCUCCAGAAAACCAUGCAACAGGAGAUGAAUAGCCAACAAGAAAAGAUUAUGUCGUUAAGAGAAGAAAACACACAACUUAAAAUCGAAGCAGCAAAAAUGCAAGGACUUCAUUCUGAAAUAGAGGCGCUUAAACUAGAGAAUGACUCAAUAAAACGAGAGAAAGUUGCUUUGGAAAUGAGAUCGAUAAAGUUAAAAUCAACUAUAGCAGAGAAAGAACAAGAAAUUGCCAGUUUAAAGACACUUAUAGACACGCAAUACAAAAGAAUUAAGCUAGACCUUACCAAUACUCGUGACAGAUUCCAUAACGACCAAGAAACAAUACAUUCAGGAAUGAAACAUCAAAACCUUAUGUUAGCCGAAAUCUCAGCCGCUGUGCAAACAAUAUCUACGGGUAUGGGAGGUAAAGCUGGAAGUAAAAAGGACACCAGAAGAAUAACUGAAACAAAAAGUACACCUCCAAAGAGUAAAGCUUUCAUUGCUGGUGGUAAAGCGUCAUCUGACACAACGCUUAAUAAGUUACCGGGGUAUACACAGAAAAAACGACAUUAAGUGCCAUUGUUUUGUGAAUUAAUGCUCGUGUUACUAGAGCAAAAUCUUCAACAAAAUAAGUUUAUGAAUAUGUUGAAAAAUGCAAGUCAACAUAUCAUGUCUAUAAAUAAUGUCAAUUUAAACCCAACGUUUUUCAUAAGGUAUGAAAACUGUUUUCAUUAUAGAGCAGACCAGUAUGUUCCCUUGUGACGCAGGUUUUUGUUGCCCAGAAUUAGAUUUGUACUUCUUAUCACACUUUCACUUUCUGUAAGCGCAUUGCAAAUACAUACUCGUAACAUACCAUUGUUUUUUGACGUCUGCAGGUUUUCUUUAGCAAUAACCAUCGUUUCAAACAAUACUGCCUUUACAUAUUCAAUGAUAUAUCUGCUUACCAGAAGCAAGCACUCCCCACCGUAAAAUUGUCAGUUUUCCGGUGAACUUUUAUUGUCAACUGUUCUAUAUAUGCAUUUAUGUUUUCAGUGGUGAGCAAUAAAAUUCCUGCGUAUAUCAUACGAUUGUGAUCUGAAUACGUAUUCCAUAUUUUAAGACAUUUCCUAAUUAGUAAACAAAUAGAUCUAUUUAUAUUAAUAAAAGAAUGAGUUUGAUCGUAAAUUUGCAUAAUAACUCAAGUAUUAUGAACGGAAUGAUGGCUGUGACUUUGAAUUUUUUUUGCCCCCACAAAGUGGGAGCAUAUAGCGUUGCACUUGUCCGUCUGUACGUCUGUCCGUACGUCCCGAAAUCUUGUGAACGCAACUCCUCUUAAACCGGAUAGCAGAUUUUGCUUUAACUUCCAGGGAUGAACAACCUUAAUGUGAAGAUGGUAGUAAAGGAAGGAAUUUUCGCUGCGACCAAAUUUAACAGAAUUUUGGCCCUUCUUUGAUUUUUUCACUAUAUACUAUGUAGAAAUUUUGUGAACGGAACUCCUCUUAAACCGGAUGGCAGGUUUUGCUUAAACUUCCAGGGAUGAACAACAACCUUAAUGUGUAGAUGGUAGUAAAGGAAGGAAUUUUGCUGCGACCAAAUUUAACAGAAUUAUGGCCCUUUGUUGAUUUUUAGUUUUCAACUUGUGGCACAUGUAGUCCAAAAAAUAUUUGACCUAGAGUCAUAAGAUUGACAGAACAGUGGCGUGUGGGGGCAUCCUAUGGACACAUUUCUAGUUUUUAGCUGUGUUCGUUCAAAGUUACAUGUUAUUAUAAAUACACUUGUUAAAUUUUCAAAAAAACAUGCCAUUGUAAAUAUGUACUGUUUUCUUUUUGCUAUUUCUAAUAAAUAAAUGUACACAAAUA